AUGGCGUACGCGGCGGUGAAGCCCAUGAAGCAGGGUCUGGAGGACCAGCCUCAAGAACAGGUUCACCGUAUCCGGAUCACGCUCUCCUCCAAGAACGUGAAGAACCUCGAGAAAGGUAGUGGUCGUCUCCUCUCUCCGUUCUGCUUGGUAUGACGUCCACUACGCUCCUGUAAUUUACCCUAAUUCUUCUCCGUUCUGCCUUCAUCGCUGUCUCCAGUUUGCGCGGAUCUUGUGAAGGGGCGAAAGACAAGCUGUUGAGGGUGAAGGGACCCGUGAGGAUGCCGACCAAGGUCCUCCACAUCACCACCAGGAAGUCCCCUGUGGGAAGGUUAGUGUCUUCGCCCAUGAUGCUCUUUCACAUUCUGGUUGUUGGAUAUCGCCCGCUCUGGUCUGCUGUCUCUCUUUGUGUGACAGAGGACAACAUCAAUUCUUCUGAAAGCAACUGCUAGCUAAACUAGAAUGAGAGAUGAAACAGCGCCACCAUUUUGGAAUACUCCUAAAAUGAGCCAUUUAUGUUCGAAUUCUUGGACUGCUUUAGGACUAUUCAGGCAUCCUCCUAUUCCUGAAGGAGAAAGAAUAGGCAGGAAGGAAGGGAUAAUCAGCAUCGUAGUGUACUCAAGAGAGGAGAAUAUCAAUCCUGUGGUAGAGUCUCAAAUAGUUUAAAGCUUCUAGGUCGAUUUCUAGGAAUUAUCAAAUCAGCAUUCUUUGGGAAAUACUUUAAAUAUUUACACAAUAUUAAUUGACUUCUAAUUUUUCAGGGAAUAAGCAAUAGACGGGAAAUAUUUUUACAUCUCGAUGUGGCCUCGGCACCUUUACGGGACUCGUUACUGUGGACCCGCAGGAGGGUAUCAAUUGAAUCCGAUUUCUGCCCGGGAACAUGCAGUAAAUUAUAUUUGUGAUGACACAAUUUGUUGGUUUUUCUAUAAUUCAACAAUCAGAUUAAUAUAUGAUUGCUGAGGUGCUCAGUGUCCAAUUUGCUUCGGUGACGUGAUAUAAGCUUCACUCGUCAUCAUGCAAAUCUAAAGGUUGAAAGAAAAUAAAGUUCAGCUUGGUAAUAUAUUGACCUCGCAUUAUGUUGCAUCUCCAAAGAAAUUGAUUUCCUCUGAAGGAAACUGUGCUCCAAUGGAGCCAACAAUCUGCUCUGGUGGGAUUUUUAUUCAUUUCUUAAUUCUCGUCCUUCAAUUUUAUCAUCAUCUUUUGAAUCUAUUGCUGUCAAACUUGACUUCGUUUUAAUAUUAGGAGCCAGUCAUUGGUGUUCAGUUGAAGAGUUUCUGAGUUAGCACCCAGUUGUAAGUGAAAAAACAGUAAAAGCCUAGAACCCUAGUAAAACCCUGGUCGCCAUAAUUAUUCUCAAAGAAGGAAUUCUGUCAUAAUUAUUUUUGUAAAUUUUCAUUUCUUGAAUCUCUGAAGCAUUCCAGGGCUUCUAGCAUCGGUCAUCCUUCCAAUCAUCUCUAUUUUUCAGGAACGAACACGUGGGACCGGUUUGAGCUCCGUGUUCACAAGCGCGUGAUUGACCUCGUUAGCUCGCCGGAGGUGGUGAAGCAGAUCACCUCCAUCACGAUCGAGCCGGGUGUAGAAGUCGAGGUGACGAUCGCGGACGUCUGA
Spirodela intermedia is the source of this 1605-nucleotide messenger RNA. Lineage: Eukaryota; Viridiplantae; Streptophyta; Magnoliopsida; Alismatales; Araceae. The record is from the annotation of a GenBank genome assembly.